Messenger RNA from Epithele typhae, 384 nucleotides. RefSeq lists its product as uncharacterized. The transcript is spliced from 4 exons. The record is from RefSeq and is a predicted model, not a curated record. The coding region runs from base 1 to 384 and encodes 127 amino acids. Lineage: Eukaryota; Fungi; Basidiomycota; Agaricomycetes; Polyporales; Epitheliaceae.
AUGUUCUCCCUGUUCACCUUCAUGCUCUCCCUCUUCGCCAUUGUCUCUGCUUUCCCUCUCGUCGUUCGUGAUGUCUUCGUGCCCCCUGUCACAAGCCCGACCUCCGGUGACGUUUGGAUUGUCGGCACCCAGCAGACAGUGACUUGGGAUAUUUCGAACGCGCCCCAGCAAAUUACGAACCCCAAGGGCGAAGUGGUCCUCGCGAAGGGCGGCCUUCUGGACAUCGACCACCCUUUGGCUUCCGGCUUCGACAUCUUGGAUGGCUCCGUGAACGUGACUGUCCCUGAGGUGGAUGCUGGCACGGACUACACUAUCGUUUUGUUCGGAGACUCCGGCAACGAUAGUGCCAAUUUCACUAUUAUCAGCGCCGCGAUUGGCAAUUGA